Cynoglossus semilaevis (tongue sole) is the source of this 3982-nucleotide messenger RNA. RefSeq names its product interleukin 17 receptor A1a (gene il17ra1a). The record is from RefSeq and is a predicted model, not a curated record. The coding region runs from base 823 to 3705 and encodes 960 amino acids. Gene Ontology annotation, molecular function: interleukin-17 receptor activity. Lineage: Eukaryota; Metazoa; Chordata; Actinopteri; Pleuronectiformes; Cynoglossidae. The transcript is spliced from 13 exons.
GUGAUGAAGCUCCUCUGAGUGAACCGUGUGCAGGUAAAACUGUCUUCAUACCACUGAGGUUUUGCUGCCCGUCUGGGAUUCUUCUUUGUUUUACGUAACGUCCUGAUAAGCUUCAUGUUUUCAUUAGCUUUAAACACUGAGAAGGACGCAGCGGCGGUCCUCGACCGUGGACGGGUUUGGAAAAGUUCACGAGUUGAACACAUCGGCCUAAGAUGGACAGUUGUUACAAACUGUGAACUCAGACAGUGUAGUACUGUGUGUGAGACAGUACUAGUAGUACUACAGUAGUACACAUCAUUAUCCAGUAGCUAAUAUUAGCUACUGCGAGUGUUGGAAUAGAUAGAAAAUAUAGAUAGAAAAAUAUAAAUAUUUUGACGUUGGAGCUGAUGUUUCUGUCACUGGAAUGUUCUCUGCUCAGCCUCAGAGAUAGGCGUCCGCUGAGUGGGAUGUUAAAGUAAACUGCUGCGGACACACACAUCGGGGUUUUAUCUCUGGUAUUCUCAGCCGUGCCCUGAGAACAUGUGCAGAUUCACACCUGGACUUCCCAGGGGUCUCCCUCAUGGAGCUGCUGCAGGUACGGUGACCUCCAUGAGGAGGGCCUUCUGUUCUGUUCUGUUCUGUUCUGCUUCUGUUGCAGUGUGCUGAUCCUCAGCUCAUGACUGCCACGGUGCAGUGGUGACUCUGCAGGCUGGGGCGCUGCAGCUCAACAAAAACACCUCCAUCCAGUCUCACGGGAAAGUAUUUAAUCUUCUGCCCUGCGAUGAUGUAACAGUGUUUAAAAACAGGCCAUUUAAACUUGAAUUAUAAAUAAAGUUGACUGAAAUGAAUAAACUAAAUCCUCCUGACCUCAGGCAUUCAGGUCUGGACAUGACAGAAUGUGCUGCAAGGUCUGAAAGAAUUUUUAAAGAAUUCAGCGUCACUUGUAAAUGCAUCUGUUUUCCCAGGCGACUUGAAUGCAACAUGAGCGACGCGGCGGCGGGAAUGUCUCUCACAGGUGCCCUUUUACUGCUUUGGCUUUUUCUGUGUGCGUCACUCUCGUCCGCGUUGAGAGUUUCAAAAUGGCCGCCGCUCAACUGCUCAACACAGGAUUUGUGGUGUACCGUCAGUACCAGUAAUUGUGUGGACAUAAACUGGCUCGAUAGGAAUAAGUACACCCCCAGUGGUCCGGAUGAGCUGCAGGUGUCAGUGGACACCAGAGCGGAUGAGGCUGGUCGUCUUCAGCCUGUUUUGGUGGCUAAGUGGAAGCUAAGAGAUGACGGCAGCAUCGGUUACCUCAAAGCCACAGAACUUGAAAUCCUGGUGAUGUCCACCAACCAGAACCUGUGUGUGCGAUAUUCUUUCCGAGACCGUCUGCCGAUGAGAAGUCCAUCAGGCGAGAGGUGGUCCUGGUUUGCUGACAUGGUGGUGCUGCAGCCUGAGCAGAGUUACCUGGUCUCUGUGUUUAACAUCCCUAAACCGGAGGUGGGCCACAGCAACUAUGACGUCAGUAAGAAAGUCAGCGUACCUGGUUGUCAGGAUCCCACGAUGCGAGAGACACAGUUUUGCAUCAAUAGAGGAAGUCAGUGGCAGUCUAACAUCCGUGUAACACAGAUCUCAGCAGCUCUGGCCGUCAGCUUCAGUCCUGACAGUCGCUGUGAGAAGUACACAGUUUUGGUUCAAUGCGACAGUUUCCAACAGAAAGUGCAGCAUGUUAACAGGGACAACAGUUCUACUCUGACUGUUCCCUCUGUUCUACGGGAUAACAGUUCUACUCUGACUGUUCCCUCUGUUCUACGGGAUAACAGUUCUACUCUGACUGUUCCCUCUAUUCCUCAGGACAACAGUUCUACUCUGACUGUUCCCUCUAUUCCUCAGGACAACAGUUCUACUCUGACUGUUCCCUCUAUUCCUCAGGACAACAGUUCUACUCUGACUGUUCCCUCUAUUCCUCAGGACAACAGUUCUACUCUGACUGUUCCCUCUAUUCCUCAGGACAACAGUUCUACUCUGACUGUUCCCUCUGUUCUACAGGACAACAGUUCUACUCUGAAGACCUCCUUCAGUCUGGACAAAUGGCCCAGGUCCUGCUGCCAGUUCGACGUUGAGAUCAAACCUCUCUUCCCGCAAUGUGGUGAGGACUGCGUCCGUCACAAACGAACUCUGGACAUUUGUCCCGCUCCAAGCCCGACUCCUGACCCUCCUGUCUCUCCUGCUCUUUUAUACACACUUGUCACAGUGGCAGUGGUGUGUGUGCUGACAGCAGCGUCUCUGUGUUUCCUCUGCAGGAAGUCAGGCCACCGUGACGCCUCUUUGGUGUCUACGCCGGGCGUCAAACCCCCCCAGUUGGAGCUAAAACAACCUCCUAAAGUGCUGGUCAUUUACUCCCAGGACCACCACCUCUACAGGGACAUCGUGCUGAAGCUCUGUGCCUUCCUCCAGGCCAAGUGUGGCACCAAGGUUCUGGUGGACCUGCUGGACUCCUCCUCCAUUGGCCUGAUGGGCCGUAUACCCUGGCUGGAGUGGCAGCGCCAGCAGCUGCAGAACCCCUGUGAUAAGGUUCUGGUGCUGUGCUCGCGGGGGGUCCAGGCCAAAUGGAGGGCCCUGUGUGGUCAGGGCAGAGUGAUGCUGAGGGAGGACCUUCUGUCCCCCACGGACGACAUGCUCGUCCCCUUCCUCCACCUCUUCCUGCCCGACAUGCACCAGGUGGGCAUGCAGGGCCGCUACCUGGUGGCCUACUUCGACGGCAUCAGCAGCGACAGAGACGUACCGUCGGUGUUUGACAUCAUGGUCAGGUACAAGCUGAUGAAGCACUUUGAAGAGCUGUUCUUCUGCCUCUUGGACAUCGAAAAGUAUCAACCAGACCACGUCAUGAAGGUGGAGGGCAUCGGCGGGGACGAAUACUUCAACUGCCCCUCAGGAAAAGACCUAAAAAACGCCAUAGAAAGAUUCCAGGCCUACCAGCUGGAAAACCCCGACUGGUUCGAGAGAGAGUGUGUGGAGGGUGAGGAGGAGAUCAUGGCGGAGGCCAACCUGUUGAUGAGUCAGAUUCAGACUCCUCCUGUCCUGGAGUGUGUCCCUCUGAUCAGAGGAGGAUCUCCUGUCUUCAUCCAAGAGGUAGAAAUCUGUGAGAACAACAGCAGCGUCCACGUCCUCACGCCUGAACUGAACCCACCACACCCCCUGUCUUUAGCCAACAGCUUCACAUCUGUCAUACACCCAGGAGACAAACACCAGUGUCCAUCAAGUCUGGAUGAGUUGAGCUCAGACCGCUGGUACCCUUACGUCCACUGCCCACAGUCCCUGUGUCCACCACAGCCCGUCCUGAGACCCGACUGGUUUCCUCGUCCAGUCGGUCAGAUUCCCUGUGAAGUGGACAGUGAUGAUUCACAGCUGAUUUCUCAUCUGGGCCCGAGAUUAUUGGUCCCACAAAACUCCCUGGACUCCAUCCAGUCCUCGUCUUCAGUUCCAAACAUGCAGGUUGACCACUUCCCUCCGUCCCACGUCCCAGUCAGCUGCUCUCUGCCCGUGGAGGUGGAUGAAGAUGAGGUUCUAGGACCCAGUGGCAAAGGUCCAAACAGUGGUUCUGACCAAGGCUACAGUUCUAAGAUUUCCUCCCAGCAUGAACACGUUCUGAAGGAGAACCAGCUGAUGGCACUGACCAGGCUGCAGGAGGAGCUGUUUCAGCAGAACCUCAGGGACUUGGACUUGGUCCCUGAGGGGAACUGAUGGACACACGGCCACUGGAACUGGAACUGGAACUCUGCAGUAAGCAGCACCGAUUCCAUCAUCUCUGUGAUUGGUUAGACCACACUCCAGUACCUUAAAAUAAGGAAGAAGGAACCGUAACAAAUGCUGAGUCUGAUGUAGGUGGCGCCGGUGUGUCACAGAAGAAAUGUUGAAGUGAAACGAUUGAACGACAGCCUCAGUGUGGAUGUUCUACCUGGAACCGAGAGGAAAAACUUCAGAACAAUUUUACAAGGAGGAACUGUUGUGACUGUUGGGG